Molecule: messenger RNA, 6390 nt
Organism: Malaya genurostris
Lineage: Eukaryota; Metazoa; Arthropoda; Insecta; Diptera; Culicidae
Gene: Rgk3
Product: GTP-binding protein RAD
Exons: 10
Coding region: 1097-2362 (421 amino acids)
Cellular component (GO): plasma membrane
Molecular function (GO): GTP binding; GTPase activity; calcium channel regulator activity
Source: RefSeq, a predicted model, not a curated record
UCUUUAUGGAUUCAGUCUACGGAAAAUCAUCGCUGCGAACGCGUGUGGUUUAACAUUGCCAUAAAGUUGUUCUCAAGUUCUCGCUACUAUAUAUACUACUUUUUUUUGUCUUAAUCUACUUUUAGUUUAAAAAUCGGGACAUUUCCAUCCGUUCUGUCUAUCCAUAAUUUCAAAUCAUUUAGUUGGUUGUGAUACAAAUAGUAAAGCUUAUGUAUCAAUUGAGACUAUUAUCCUGCCAUCGUCAUUACGGUACGGGGUUGUUUUGAUAUUACUCUGAAUUUUUAUGCUGUCGCUUCUAACGAAAGGCAUAGAAGAAAUAGAGCGAACCGACCAAUACAGAAAAGUGAAUGAAGGAUUGAUACUAAAAAUACAUCGAGGAACAGAUAUUUUCAGUUCUUCUAUAAAAAGUGAUUAUAUUUUUACGUGUGAAGAAAGUCUGCGAAGCGUAAUUUAAACAGUGAGAAACCACGCAUGAAUGAGAAUGCACGAUUCUGAUGGCAGUAUAUGGAUAUAUUCGAUAUUGAAAGUGGUUUUUAUCAACUGAAGUUUACUUUCCGGAGUUGGCGCUAAUGUGAAUAGGAAAACUGUUCCAUGUAUGUCAUUUUAUAUGGUACAAGGAUGCAAUGAUAGAAUACGCUUGAUUUAUGUGAAAUAAAACAAAAAUCAAAAGCAUCCAAUUUUUGUUGUGAAGGAUGAAUUUAAAAUUAGGUCACUAAGUAAUAGUUCAUCGAUCCUACUUCGUAAAGUUAGGAUUUCAAAGGCCUAAGGAAAUUCCCUGUUUGGAUAUAAAUAAUCAGUGAAAUGGGAACAAUAUGUUCAAGCAAAAUCUCUCCUAACGGAAAAUUAUUGUUGUGAUAGUUAUUGAAGUUGAAAUAACGAAUUGCAGUAUCCAGUGUGUUUGAUGGUCAGGUGCUACUACUAGUUUCUGCGAAAAAGGAAAUAAAUAAAAGCUGGUGAUAAGAAAUAUCGGUGCUAACCGAAAACAAUCUAAUACAAUUUACAGAAUAGGAUUGUUUUUCACAGUUAUUAAAGGAAUAGAAGCAACCAGAUCGUAUGAAGCAAUAAUUAUUAGUACAUACAGAGUAGUUAGUAAUAAAUGGCGAUGGCAGACGAAACCCCAACCAAUAAUCGCCCACCGUACAAAAAACGUAGUUCGUCUAUAUCUGCGCCAGCAUGCGCGAGUAUGGAAACAAUAGUGAGCCCUUCGUCAGAUGGGGGAACACCAGAAAAUGGUACUCCUGGAAACAAAAGACGAAGACCUGCUACCCGUACACAGAGUGCUCGAGUUACCGGUCCGAGAUCUGUUCGACGUAAGCCUCAGCCACCGCCUUCUACGCUUCAAGACGCCAAAGGCCACUGCACAAGCGAGCCUCGAUUAAAUGAUUCAGAAACACCACCCCCUCAAAAACGUCGAGGAUCACAAAGAAGAGCCACGCAAAAUACAGAUAGAAGAAUUCAAAACGUUCGAACUAAAUUAGCUACGAGAAAAUCUAACAUAUUCCUAGAUGUACCCCAAAUAAAUAUGCAACAGCUCCAAAUCGACGAUCAAGAUGAUGACGAUAAUUAUAGACUGAGAACGUUUAGCUCUUCGAAACAAGGCAUAGUGAAUCGGGGAGACUCGUUUCGAAGACGAAGAUCGAGAAGCAAUAGUUUAGCUCCCAGUAGUCCAAUGUACGCUCCGGAGGAAAUUCUGCCCCCCAACAGUGGACCAAUCGAUUCAUUUCAAGUAGCAAUGAUCGGUGCAGCAGGUGUCGGCAAAGGAGCUCUAUUGUCACAGUUUCGAACUUCAGAGUGUAUUAACGCUUACGAUACUCGGGAAUCUCCUGGUCAACAAAACAUCUCUAUAAUACUAAAUGGAGAUGAAUCUGAAUUAAGAUUCGUUACAGAUAAUGCCGAUAAUAAGGAUGAAUUGGCCAAAGCGGAUGCAUUUCUGGUGGUUUUUUCAGUGGUAGACAAAGCAACCUUCAGUCGAGCAGAGCAGCUUCUUAACAUAUUGCAUGACAUGGACCUUACACGAAGUCGUCCAAUAAUUCUAGUUGCCAACAAAAUUGACCUGGCUCGGUCACGUGCUGUUUCUUCGCAAGAUGGUAAAUGCAUGGCUUGCACACACCGAAUUAAGUUCAUUGAAGUAUCGGUAGCAAUAAACCACAAUGUUGAUGAACUUCUAGCAGGUGUACUGACUCAAAUACGUCUUAAAAAAGCUCAUUGUGCAGUGCAAGGAUCCCGAGAAUCUUCUCCAGCACAUUGGUAUAAAAAUCGAAGUGUUGUGCGCGCCUCUAUGAAAGCUCGACAAAUGAUAACAUGGAUUUUUGGAAAAGAAGAUUCUAAAUUCAAAAACUGUGAGAAUCUCCAAGUUUUGUAAUCCACUCAACUAUUGUUCGACAUCAGUUCUCAUCAUAUUACAAACCUUUAAAACUUCCCGAUAUAUUAGUAGUAAAAUUAUGUAUCCUGAAAUUGAUUCUAGAUGAACAACUCCUCUUGUAUCGUCUGUAAUUUUUAAUUAUAAAAAGUGCCUUCUCAAGUUAUCUAUACACCAUGAAUUUAAAAUAUAUUCAUCUAUGACUAAGAAAAUAAGUUACGAAAUCCUUCCUACUACACAAGAACUUAAAUAUCCGGUGCUUAAUUCACGAAGUAAUGAAUUUGGAGCAAUAAAUAUUUUCAAACAUAAUUAAAGCCAUGUAGGAUUACUAUUGACUUUUCUAUCACAUAACUUAGCUAGACCAAACAUCAAAUACAAAGAGGCAAACAAUUAUGCUGUAAUGUUAACAACAUUGAUACAAAUGUUAUAAUAGUAGUUUAUAAUUAUUUGCUAUGUAUUGUUGCUUUAGACCAAAAAGGGUACAUGUAAAACUGGAUGGUUAAACCAUUCCUGUUCAAAAUAUUUGUUUUAUUUUAUUGUUUGUACUCCAAAUGUUAAUGCAUCAGUUUGUUAUAAUACCAAUAUAUACAAGCACUUUUCUCGAUUAUAAUAAUGCGGUAACCUCAGGUGGAUUGCGCAGAUAUAAAAACUUCUCAUUCCGCCGCUUCGUAUCUCAAGCAGAAAGAAUAGUAGUUGAACGAUAGGAACAGUAAAAUUCUUGCAAUAAAAUCAUUACUAAUUCCUUUAAUAUCAUAAAUUUACAAACAAUACUAAAAAUAGUCUACUGGAAAUUCUAGCUCAGUAAAUAAUAAACAAUAAUUAUAUUACGUACGGCAGUACGUAUACUGCCGCUUUACGCAUAACUGUCCUAUAUUACUAACUGUACACUCAGGCAAAAUGAGUAGUGAAAAUCAUUUAGAAGGUUAAUAUAAAAGAAUAUCUCUAUUAUAAUAUUUACGUCUUUGUAAUAUGUAUCUCUUCUAUCCAGGCGCGUAUCCAGAAAAAAAAUUCGGGAGGUGUUUUCAUAAUAUAGGGGAGAGCAGGUUUAUAAAACAUUUAAGCUGUUCGGUUUAACCACAUAUCCGGUCUAGCCCCAUCUGUUCCAUAAGAUUGUCAGAUAUUAUUGUUACUUAACAUCUCAUAUGAAUUCAUAUUUCGUUUAUUUAUUUAUUUAUUUAUUUAUUUACAUUUAUUCAUUAAAUAAAUAAAUAAAUAAAGGACCCAGGAAGUACCAUUCAUGGAAACUAUAUUGAUUGGACAGAUACUCACAUGUCAUGCAGACAAGCACAACUACAAUUCAACCAACGCGUGGCCCCAGCGGCCGAGUUUUGGAGCACACCGAUCAGCCAAGAACAGGCAUUGGAGGCUAUUUAUUUUUAAGAUAAGCAUCAUUCUCUUUCCCUGUCUUUGAAAUCACUUGCUGGUAUCCAGAUCUUUUACCCGUGCGGAUACAAUACCGUGUCAUGACAAACCCUACGGAACAAGACCCGUAUUAAAAACUAUCCCGACUGGACUUGCACUCCCGGCCGGACCGUACACGGUUUAUUUCUGACCCUAAUUGAAUAGAAAAAAAGGCGGAUGGGUAAUGUCAGAGACAUAACUGGAUGUCGUGAAUAGGAGAAAAAACUGGCACGCUCCCAUCACUUUUCCGAAUAUCAGUUAGUUGAUUGAUUGUAUGAAUUGUGUAAGCUUUCCCCUUUUUCACUAAUAGAGUUUGAAGUGAUGCAUUUACAUUAAAGUACAGAUUACUUACAUUAAACAGCUACUAUUCUACACCUAUAUACCUUAUGAUCAAAAAAGAUCAGGAAUUUUAUUAAAAAACGCAAAAUUUCAAUUUUUAAUAAAUUUAUUUAUUAUCGCCUUCAAAGUACUCUCCUUCUGCGGCAAUACAUGCAUGCCAACGCUUGAUCCAAUUUUCCAUACAAGUUUUAUAGGCCGCCGAAGGUAUGGUUCUUAGUUCACACAGUGAAUUCUCUUUUAUGGUCUUUAUGGUCUCAAAACGCGUUCCCCGCAAUGGCAAUUUGAGUCUGGGGAAAAGGAAAAAGUCAUACGGUGCCAUAUCUGGAGAGUACGGUGCCUGGUUGAUGAUAUUGGUUGAGUUUUUGGCCAAAAACUGCGACACAACCAACGCUGUGUGAGCCGGCGCAUUAUCGUGAAAUUCAGCUUUUUUGGCACCAGCCGAGAAGCUAUGCGUUUCAAAACCAAAACGUCAGUUAAAAUGUGUUCGGCUGAUCCAUAAGAGAUGCCCAACAACACAGCAAUCUCUCUAAUCGGUACAGAACGAUUUUGCAAAACGAUUUGCUUCGCCGAUUCAAUGUUUUCUUCAGUAACAGAUGUUGUUGGGUGGCCAGGGAUCUCAUCAUGAUCCAAGCUUGUACGACCACCUUUGAAGCGUUUAUACCACUCGUAUGCCUGUGUUUUUCCAAGACACGAUUCACCAAAGGCCUUUUCUAACAUUUUCAACGUUUCGUAACACUUAAAUCCAUUUGCAACACAAAAUUUGAUGCACGCACGUUGUUAUAAAUUUUCAUCCAUUAUAAAAAUCACCACACGAAACUUUUUCAUCUUCUUUGUAUAGACGCCAAACAAAAACUAAUCGUACGAUAUGCGUCAAAAUUUGACAGAAUGUGUAUAAAAGUGUUCCCAACGUUGAGAGAAUAAAAGUACGGGUGUGUAAUAAGAGAGACAUAACUGGAGGUCGUGAAUAUGAAUAAAACUGAUACGAUUUCUUUAUACUUUCGAAUUCGACUCGAUAGUUGAUCGAUUGUGCGAAUUGCGAAAAUUUCUCCCUUUUCACAACUAAAAUUUUCAACGAUUUUUGACGUCGAUUAUUUCAUAUCGGAUUUGCAUAUUUCAUUGAAAGAAACUUUCAAAAUGCAGUUCAGGAUUCAUUUCUGCCUUUUGAAGGACCAAAUUGUGGAAUUCUCUACACGGGCAAAAUUCCGAUUUUAGAAAUGAGCAAAACGAGUCAUGAUUUGGGGAAAAUCAUAUAUUUUCAUGUUAUGAUAAUACACCAUUAUUAAAAUUUCUCGGAUCAUGAUCCAUUCGGACUGAUUUCGAUGAAAUUUAAACGUAACGCACUUGAAGUUGUUGGGUAUAACUUCAGGCGUGUUUCUGCUACGAUGGUAAUUUUUGCAACAUAAAUUCAGGCGCUAUGUGAGAUUUUUUCAACGAAGGUCAUUUUUGCAAUAUAAAUUCAGUGAAAAACACGACGAACUUUUUUUAAAAUGAAAAUAUUCUGUUUUCUGUUUUUGAAAAACGACGACGCAAGAGAUAACGUGUUUACUUGCGUUCAUUACUUCAGUUUUGAUUUUAUGUUUCAGAAUUUAAACGCAUAAACGAAUUGCAUGAGGAAACACGAGUGAAUCAAGCUUCAUAAACAGAAACUCUAUGUCGAAUUCUUGCAAAAAAAAUCGUCUUGUUCAUAAUAUUUAGGUGCAUCAAUACAGCUUGUGUUGUUAUAUCUAUGAAAACAAAUUAAUAAAAGUGGUUGAACAAAAUAUUUUUCUGAUUUUCGCUAGAUGGUGUUCCAAAUUCACAAUCGAAUUAAACGCUAGCUCACGGAUUAAAAAAUUUAAAUGAUUGGUUUCAUGAUUUUCUGAUCAUAACAGCAGUAACGGAUUUCUUUCCGCGUACGAUAUUUAGCACAGUUCGAUGUGAAAAUUUCAUAAAGGCACAUAAAUCAAUGAGAGAUUCUCUUUGUUUGCUUUCUCUUCUGUAAAUAACACCUAAAUUUUCACGUUCACUUACCAAAUUUGCAUAUAAAUGAAAGACAAUAUCUCCAGCUUUCUAAUAGUAUCAUACAUGUAACGAACAAUUGCGCAGAUAUAAUCGAAAGAGAAAGUAAACAAAGAGAAUCUGUCAAUUGUUUUAAGGCCCUUUUGAAAUGUUCACGUCGAGUUCGUAACAUUUAUCUCGAACGAUUUUCGCACUACGAAAAGUGCACGAAGCAAAUCAAAUUAUUUUGGAUUGCAGUACGAGACAAUUGCAAUGGCCUGGUCUGAAAUGUAUCGACGAUCUUCGGUAUGCAA